Phyllostomus discolor (pale spear-nosed bat) is the source of this 3344-nucleotide messenger RNA. RefSeq names its product chromosome 5 C10orf62 homolog (gene C5H10orf62). The transcript has a single exon. The record is from RefSeq and is a predicted model, not a curated record. Lineage: Eukaryota; Metazoa; Chordata; Mammalia; Chiroptera; Phyllostomidae. Bases 850 to 1542 code for a protein of 230 amino acids.
GCCGUCGGAUGUCUGCACAUAUGGAGAGCCUGUACAUAUGGCCAGCGGGCCAACCCGCUCACGUCCCUGAGCCCGUUUCCGGGGCUGGGCUGGGUGGUGGUGGAAAGUUCCGGGUUGCAGGUUCAUCACUAGGGCAAGAGGCAGCAGCCCCAUCCCGGAAUGGCCCCAGGGACCUGGGGCCUGGCGACAUCUUUUGUCCUGUCUGUUCUGUCUUCUCAGUCCUGCUGACCCCCACCCACCCAUUUGUGACCUCAUGUUAUUCCAGAAUGAGCUCCUUGCUGGGCCCCUUUUCCUUCUGGACCUUGCUCCAUACGGGGCUGGGAGUUGACGGUGGGGAUGGAAUGCUGAGUUGGCAGCUGUGGGUGCUGGAUGGAGGAAGAGAGAAUCCAGAGACUGGAAGAUAAGGAGGACUGAGUUGAAGAAUGGGUCACAAGCAGAAGACGGAAGGGACGCAGAGUUGAGGAAGCUGGCCUUCCACUGACCUUGGGGACAGCUGUCAGGGUGGGAGACAGAACCUGGACCCUCAGGCAAUGUCUGCCAAACUGGACAAGAGGGACGCUGUGGCCUCUCCCCACCCCGCCCCCACACCAAUGAACCUCAUAAUGGGGUUCAUUGCUGAGGCGGGAGGGGCAUCCUAGGAAGGGUGCAGCGGGGGGCCUGCUGGCCAGACACCCACAGGGAGCUUGCCCUUUCAAGCAUGAAACAUACCAUCUGGGCUCCCCCACUCCCAGUGUGCUCUUAGGUCUGCCUGCCUGGCGUAGGGUCCUGGAGAACUUCUUGGAGCUCAUCCAGCAGCCAUCAUGCAAGGUGGUGCUGGGGACAGUCCUCUUACUCGGAGGUGGAGGCCUCAUGCUGUGGCUUCAGAGGAAGAGGAGAAGGAAGAUAGCUUCUGAGUCUCCACAAGACGAGCACGAGCCACAAAGCACACAGCGCCACAAAGCACAGAAUGACAACUGGAUCAAGUCUCACUUUAGCCGCCUUUCCGAAGAGAAGCUGGCCACCCACAGCGGUACCGCCCCUCCACAGCCUAACAGUAGCCACAGAGAGGCCAGCACCAUGAUGCUCAUGGAGACCGCCCCCUCGAGGCAAGGAGAAGCAGGCACUGCUCGCCACCAGGGGCCCUUCCUGAAUAAGCAGAAGGUUUUUGGGCCCUCAGUGGUCAAAGAGACCCACAAGGAGUCCUCAUCAACAGAUGAGGCUACGUGGGCCGCCGUGGCUAGUAGCACUAAGGAGAUUGACGCCAAGGGACGGCAGUUGGCUAACUCCAUGAUGCAGCGGGCCAUGGUUUACCAGAAUUCAGGCCACGUGGAACCCAAGGACAUCAACCAGGAGGAGCUGAAGGCCCUCGGGGAAGUGGAGAUAAAGCUGAAAAGCAAUUUCCUCACCCAGCGGGAAACCACUGUAACUGGUAUGAACCACACACACACCUUCCAUGGCCACGGUCACCAUGGCCACCAGGAUCAUCCAGGCCACCCGAGCCACCAGAGCCACAGCCUGCCCAACCGCAGCCAUCAGCCCUAUCACCCCUUUGAAGCCACCUAACCACGGAUGGAGCGGCCCCUUCCCCCAACAGGGUUGGUACACAACCACAGGCCUGUUUUCUCUCCCAUGGGACAACCUGUGUGGCCCAGAGUAAGAUGCUCCACCCUGAUCCCUUCCCCCUUAGGCCCCCUCGGGGGUCCUGGGCCCCUCUGACUUCAUGAGCAGGGUCUGCCACAGAGGACAGCCCCUCGUGGAGGGAGAGCUGGGAAGAAGCACAGCAACUGAAACAGACUCACAGGCCCCUGCGCCCACCCCCUGUGCUCACCCACUGAGAGAAGACAGAUGAGGCAGAUCCCAGGAGCAGCUGAGAUCCCUGCGCUGACGCCACAGGCCUGGAACUGAGCCAAUAAAGCCUUGUACACCCUCACUCUGAGUCUGGGGGCUCUGUGGCCAGCCUCAGUGCUGGUGGGAUACGGGGAGAGGGUCCUCUCGGUGUGGGCCUUGACCUGGGGCCUUUUCACUGGGCUGAUUUCAGACACCACAAAAAUGGCUUCCCUGGUCUCAGGUUCUGGGGAUGGAAUAUCUCCAGGGGGCUUCACAUCCACCAACCUGCUGUUGCCAGGGAAAGAGGGAGCAGCCAGGAAUUGGGGGGAGGAGGUGAGAUAGACUUCUAGAAGCAAGGGAGUAAGCAGGGUGGGCUCUAGGCCCCUGUCCUAUGGGUGCCUUCCUCACCGGGUCCACACCUUCUCCAGUCACACAGCAUCCCCCCUGCAGUGCCCUGUCUGCCCACCUGCUCCCUCGGGCCCCGGGGGUCCCCCUGGUGCUCCCCCGUCACUCUUAGGGCUACUGUGCUCUGUAUUCUCUCCUUGUUUACAUUAGCAUGGCCAGGGCUGGGACUGUCGCUUCUGCUAGCACGACCAGCAGCCCCUUCUUUUUGAGGGUUGGUCUGUGUGUCCUUGGUAGGCGCCACGUUCUCUGUUAGGUGUUACGGCACAGACCCACGAGGGAGACCCGUACGUUCUCUCCGUGUUGCGGACGAGGCUCCUGAGGCUCAGAGACGUAAUCUGCCUGAGAUGGCUCAGACCAUCCGCGGUGUCACUGGCAUCAGAGCCCUGCUUCGGUGGAUCCAGAAGCCCAAACCCAGGCCCCUGCCCUGUUCCUACCCCAGUCCCUUGUUCACGGUCCCCAGAUGGGUCCACCUCUCUCACACUUAUCCCUGUCCUCUUCCCACAUGUCCUGACACUGUCUGUGCCCCCUGACAAGCCUCCUGCUUCCUCUUCCAGGGUCCCAAGAAGCCAUUUCUAAGGCAACGGGUGACCCUCAGUGAGGCAGUUAAAGGGAGGCUGUUGUCUCCCCCCAGGAACUGAGAGAAGCGGCGGCAUGGCACUGGCUAACCCCCAGUGAGCCCUUCACAUAGAAAUUUCUUCCCAUUUCUAUCUGUUACGGGUUUGCCGGUGGUUUCCAACCCGUGGGCCUGAAACUCCAGGGAGAAGGUGCACAGAAUCAUUGCAAAGAAUGGAUAAAUCUAUCAAUAUCCUAAAUCUUGUCUAUGAGAUUUGGUGUAGAGUUGGGAAUAUUUAAAUAUUUUUGACAUUACUAAUAAGUGACUUUAUAUGAAUGCUGAUAUAUAUGUUUGUAUAUUUAAAAUACUUUCUAGUAAAAACUUAAAUUGGAAAAAAAUGGGGUCAAUCACACAGGCAAAUAUUGGAGGCUGCUUAAUUAGACAAAAGGCAAGAGUGGUGAGGUUUGGCGUCAAAGCUAUGGCUUACAGCCUAACUCUGAUCAGUGUGGCUCAGUUGGUUGGAAUGUUGUCCCAUAACUAAAAGGUUGUGAGUUCGAUUCCCAGUCCAGACACAUACCUG